UUUGGGAAAGUAGCAACCAACAUACUACAUGCAUGUUUGAAUUUAACCCUUGAGUCAAUCAUGUCAUCCUCCAAUUCCUAUUCUUCGCUGAUUGUAGUAGUAUGGUAUUCCUUGCUCUUUUACUAUACUACCAUUCCUCGAUUUACUACUCUGGCUGUGACAGCCUCCGAAUCAUCAUCAAUUAAAUUGGAAGCACAGGCUCUAGGCAAUAGUGGCUGGUGGGAGUGGGAUGGCUAUACGAAGAACAUGUUUGAUCAUUGCAAGUGGCCUGGUAUAUAUUGCAACGACGCUGGUAGUGUCACGGAUAUAAGCCCGCCUUCUACCUUUAACUUGGCAGGUAAGUUGGAGAAAUUUAACUUUUCUUCCUUUCCAAAUCUUGUUCGCCUCGACCUUAGUGGUAAUGGACUCAAUGAGAGCAUCCCACAUCAAAUAGGUGCACUUUCAAAACUCACCUACCUCAAUCUGUCUUCUAACGUUCUUAAAGGUGAGCUACCUGUUUCUCUUACUGCCCUCACCGGAUUGUUGGAGUUGUCCAUUUCCCAAAAUCAAAUCAGUGGUUCUAUCCCUCCCAAAAUAGGGAAUUUGAAAAACCUCGUCACUCUAGAUUUGAGUAAUAACCGUCUUGUUGGUCCAAUCCCUCCAUCUAUUGGUCACAUAUCCAACCUGACAUUAUUGGACCUGAGUCGCAACCGACUUGAUGGACUAAUCCCGCCGGAGGUAGGUCUCCUGACAAAACUAAUUCGCAUCUCUGUCAGGUCAAAUUCGAUUCAAGGGUCCAUCCCACCCGAAAUAGGGAAUUUGAAGAAUCUGACCGAACUAGACUUCAGUUUUAAUCAGCUCAUUGGUUCAAUUCCUUCUUCAUUGGGUCAUUUAACCAACUUGGUAUCUCUUUCCCUUGCCCGUAAUGUGAUCAACUUUUCGUUAAACCAAGCAUCACCACUAUCCAAACUCCGGUAUUUAGACGUCUCCCAAAACAAGCUGAGUGGACCCAUUCCAUCUAACAUCAUAAAUUGGUCCAACCUUGAAUAUUUAGACCUCUCCCGAAACAAGCUGAGCGGACCCAUUCCAUAUAAAAUCAGAGAUUGGUCCAAUCUUGAUUAUUUAGACCUCUCCCAAAACAAGCUGAGCGGACCCAUUCCAUCUGACAUCAAAAAUUGGUCCAAUCUGAAACAAUUAGACCUCUCCCGAAACAAGCUGAGCGGACCCAUUCCAUCUAACAUCAGAAAUUGGUCCAAUCUGAAACAAUUGGACCUCUCCCAAAACAAGCUGAGCGGACCCAUCCCAACUGAUAUUGGAAAUUGCCCUUAUUUGUUUAGAUUGAAUUUGAGCAACAACUACCUGAAUAGCAGCAUUCCUCCUCAACUGAACUGUUCCAAUCUUGAAUAUUUAGACCUCUCCCGAAACAAGCUGAACGGCCCCAUCCCAACUGAUAUUGGAAAUUGCCCUUAUUUGUUGACACUGAUUUUGAGCAACAACUACCUUAAUGGUAGUAUUCCGCCUCAACUGGGGAAUCGUACCAGCACCAGCAUAAGGGACUUGGAAGUCUUGGAUCUCUUCUACAAUAAACUAUCGGGCAAUAUUCCCCCUUCUCUCAAAUACAUAUAUGUCCUUGACUUAUCAUACAAUGCUCUGGAGGGUGGAAUACCAAAGGAUUUCGAGUAUGAACGAUAUGCCGCCUCAUUUGUUGGCAACAAAGGUUUAUGUGGUAACACUAACCCAACCUAUUUUCCUUCUUGCUCUCCUACUUCUCCUCCUCCGAAGAGAAGAAACAAAUCCGUGCACCAUAUUGCAAUUUCUCUUUCAGUCACAAUUCUCCUCACCACCUUAAUUCUAGGAUUUUGGUACCAUUCUCGACUUAAGAUGAAGAAAACCCAGCCUCAACAAACACUAGCAAAGCAUGGAGAUAUAUUCUCAAUAUGGAAUUAUGAUGGAACAAUUGCAUACGAGGACAUCAUUGAAGCAACUGAGGACUUUGACAUCAGGUACUGCAUUGGAACUGGAGGCUAUGGGAGUGUUUACAAAGCACAGCUGCCUACUGGCAAAGUAGUUGCAUUGAAGAAACUUCAUCGUUUGGAAGGUGAGGAGCCAACUUACGAUAAAAGUUUCAGAAAUGAGGCACGAGUUUUGUCACAAAUACGGCAUCGCAACAUUGUGAAGCUUUACGGUUUCUGUCUACACAGGCGAUGCAUGUUCUUGGUUUAUGAGUACAUGGAGAGGGGAAGCCUAUUUUUAGUCUUGAGAAAUGAAGUUGAAGCCAUGGAAUUGGAUUGGACUAAGAGGGUGAAUCUGGUGAAAGACAUUGCUAAUGCUUUGUCUUACAUGCAUCAUGAUUGCUCCCCUGUGGUUAUUCACCGUGACAUAUCAAGCAGCAACAUUCUUUUGAACUCAAAACUGGAUGCUUGUGUUUCUGACUUUGGCACUGCUAGAUUGCUAGAUCCUGCUUCGUCGAAUCAAACAGUAAUUGCAGGCACUUAUGGAUAUGUUGCUCCAGAACUUGCCUUCACCAUGGUUGUAAAUGAGAAAUGCGAUGUUUAUAGUUUUGGGAUUGUGGCACUAGAAACACUCAUGGGAAGGCAUCCUGGAGAACUUCUCCAAUCAUUGACAUCUGCAUCUACGCAAAAUAUAAUGCUAAAUGAUGUAUUAGACACUCGUCUCCAAGCUCCAACGCGUGGAGUGGUUGCACGGGAUGUUGUUCUAGUUGCUACAUUGGCAUUUGCUUGCUUACAUUCUGACCCAAAAUCUCGGCUGACGAUGCUACGCGUCUCUCAAGAGUUUCUAGCAAGCAGGUACUCACUAGCUAAAUCUCUGCAGAAAAUCUCACUGUCACAGCUAAUGAUCAAGAUACCAUAUUUGAUCGACUAA
Molecule: messenger RNA, 2862 nt
Organism: Cornus florida
Lineage: Eukaryota; Viridiplantae; Streptophyta; Magnoliopsida; Cornales; Cornaceae
Product: MDIS1-interacting receptor like kinase 2-like
Exons: 2
Coding region: 61-2862 (933 amino acids)
Biological process (GO): hormone-mediated signaling pathway; protein phosphorylation
Cellular component (GO): plasma membrane
Molecular function (GO): protein binding; protein kinase activity; ATP binding
Source: RefSeq, a predicted model, not a curated record